Molecule: messenger RNA, 1822 nt
Organism: Poecilia reticulata (guppy)
Lineage: Eukaryota; Metazoa; Chordata; Actinopteri; Cyprinodontiformes; Poeciliidae
Source: RefSeq, a predicted model, not a curated record
AGUUGUUACCUUUUGCCUUACUAAGAGCUUUCCAGGGGUAAACUGUUAUCAUGCAUUAUCCUGUAUAAAGAGCAGAAAUUCAAAGUUCAUUUAGUUAAUCAGUAUCUUCAAGGUAGACCUGUUAAAAAGGCCACAGCUGGUCUAUCUACAGACACAGAGCCACCAUGGAGCUGCGUCUCUCCGUCUGCGUCCUGCUGCUGCUUUGUGCUGCAAAAAGCUCAAAUGGAGGGAAGAUUUUGGUGUGGUACACUGAGGCCAGCCACUGGAUCAACAUGAAGCCGGUACUGGAGACACUGGUGGACAGAGGACACCAGGUGACGGUCCUGGUCCCGAGUGCGUCRAUGUUCAUGAACAGCAGCGAACCGUCUCGYUUCCAGUACGAACCUUUUGACGUCGACGUCUCAGUAAAAGACAUACAAAAGAGUYUUGAUGAUCUGAUUCACUUCUCCAUUUAUGAGAUGGAUUUUAUGAACCMCUUUCAGAUUUACAUGAAAGCUAUAGAUUUAACAAAGAACAACAUGAACAUUCAUUUAAAGGUUUUGGAUGGCGUGGUGAAAUCAGAACCCAUCAUGAAGAAGCUGAAGGAGGGAAACUACGAUGUGAUAUUUGCUGAUCCGAUCUACCCUGGCYACGACCUGACGGCAGACAUUCUGGGAAUUCCUCUUGUUGUUUCUUUGCGGUUUUCCUUGGCUCAUCACUGGGAGAGGAUGUGUGGUCAGCUUCCUGCACCACCGUCCUUCGUCCCCGCUGCUAUGAGCAAACUCACAGACAAGAUGGACUUCUCAGAGAGACUGUACAACGUCCUCUUCUACGCUCUGCAGGAUGUCGUAAUAAACCAGUUCAUGUUGAAAGAUAUUGACAAAUAUUACUCUGAAGUCAAAGGAACACCCGUUACCUACUGUAAGAUGCUGCGUAACGUGGAUAUCUGGUUGAUGAGAACCUUCUGGGAUUUUGAUUUUCCUCGUCCACUCCUCCCCAACUUUAAAUUUGUUGGAGGGAUCCACUGCAAACCAGCUAAACCUUUACCAAAGGAAAUGGAAAAGUUUGUCCAGAGCUCUGGAGAUGCUGGUAUCGUGGUCUUCUCGUUAGGAUCGAUAGUCAAGAACGUAUCCACAGAGAAAACAAACAUGAUCGCCUCAGCGCUCGCUCAGCUUCCACAAAAGGUCAAGAAAAUCCAGAUAAAUGAUCAUGUGUUGAAGACUUGUAGAGUUUAUUUAGCCAACUCUGAAGUCAGGGGUUUUCAAAGUGAUGGAGAGUUGAUGUUCCAUUCAUACGUUUCACUGAUGUCAUGGGGUUUACCUGCUUUAGCUAUGCGUAGCAUCACAUGAUGCUUCAGCUGCCUUGUCAUUUACAGKGUUAAAAGUAUGACCUGCUUUCUGCUGUGACUGCACUUCAUUUAGCGUCCUGUCAAAAAGUUCCCAGCGUUUGGCAGACCACACUGUCAGUGGAGCAUCUUCAGAUCCAACCCAAACCUAAACAAUCAAGUUCAUACUUCCUUUUAUUUUGCUUAGCCCAGACUCUUUCUCCUUYCUGAUUGCAGCUUUAGGUCCUAAAGAUCUAUACAUUUUGUCUCUUCAAAGCAUAGGCUUAGUGAAGUUGGCUAAAUGAUUGCAGUUACUUGUUCUGGUUUAUUGUUUCCCCUCAAACGGCUCCGGCUGAAGAGCUCUGGCGCCCCCCAGAGGCAGCAUGCCCCACUUCUAAAAGCUCUGAUGUAAGUUAUCCCAGACAUUUGCUGGCAUCAAAAGUCAGGGAAGGGAAGUCUGGGUCAGCAGCAAGUGGCACAAAGGCUGCAGAGCAAUGUGUAGCCAGUACACAGUGAAUC